UUUUUUUCUUUACAACCGCCACUAUGUCCUGGAAGCUCACUAAAAAGUUGAAGGAGACGCAUCUGGCACCCUUGACCUCAUCAUUUGGCCGGUCGUCCUCUACUUCGACGAUCAAGGGUGACUCAAAUGGCGACGAGGCCCUGACACCUGUGGCCUCUAACCCACCCUCCGCCACCCCAUCAACGAACGGGAUCGCGGCCUCAGAGUCUCUUGUCUCCCCUCCUGUGGCGCCUGUGAACCCAGGAAUCCUUAUAGUGACUCUCCACGAAGGGCGCAAUUUUUCGUUGUCCCCUCACUACCAACAGAUCUUCAAUUCGCACUUCCAAAACAACUCUUAUGCGCCCUCUUCUCUACGCCCAAGCACUUCUUCUUCGUCACAUUCAACUCAAAACCAAGCGGGUUCCUUUGUGCCAUCUGGCCGACCGCAGUCCACAAGCGGGGGAAUCAAUGCCGCCCCCACUAUCCACGGUCGCUAUUCCACCAAAUACCUCCCGUAUGCCCUCCUUGAUUUCGAAAAGAACCAGGUCUUCGUGGAUGCCGUGUCGGGAACUCCAGAGAGCCCAUUGUGGGCUGGCGACAAUACAGCAUUCAAGUUCGAUGUGUCCCGGAAGACAGAGUUGAGUGUACAGCUGUAUCUGCGCAACCCUACAGCCCGGCCUGGUGCCGGACGGAGUGAGGACAUUUUCUUGGGCGCAUGCAAGGUCAAUCCUCGCUUCGAAGAGAGCCAGUCAUAUGUGGAGGAUCCGAAACUCAGCAAGAAGGACAACCAGAAGGCCGCUGCAGCCUAUUAUGAGCAAGGGCGUCAACUGGGUCAGCAGGGUGCUGAGUGGUUGGAUCUCCAAUUUGGUGUUGGUUCGGUCAAGAUUGGUAUUUCCUUCGUGGAGAACAAGCAGCGGAGUCUUAAGUUAGAAGACUUUGAUCUGCUCAAGGUUGUUGGCAAGGGUAGUUUCGGCAAGGUCAUGCAGGUCAUGAAGAAGGAUACUGGUCGGAUCUACGCCCUCAAGACAAUUCGCAAGGCUCACAUUAUUUCGCGAUCGGAAGUCACACACACACUUGCCGAGCGGUCGGUUCUUGCGCAGAUCAACAAUCCGUUUAUUGUUCCGCUGAAAUUCUCGUUCCAGUCGCCCGAGAAGUUGUACUUCGUGUUGGCGUUUGUGAACGGCGGAGAGUUGUUCCACCAUUUGCAAAGGGAACAACGAUUUGAUAUCAACAGAGCCCGUUUCUAUACCGCAGAGUUGCUGUGCGCUCUCGAGUGUCUGCACGGCUUCAAGGUUAUCUACCGAGAUCUUAAGCCUGAGAACAUUCUUCUCGAUUACACUGGGCAUAUUGCCCUUUGUGAUUUCGGUCUCUGCAAGCUGGAUAUGAAAGACGAGGACCGAACCAAUACGUUCUGUGGAACUCCCGAAUAUCUCGCUCCAGAACUUCUCCUCGGCAACGGCUACACCAAGACCGUGGACUGGUGGACUCUCGGUGUCUUGCUCUACGAGAUGUUGACAGGCCUGCCUCCAUUCUACGAUGAAAAUACCAACGAAAUGUAUCGCAAGAUUUUGCAAGAGCCUCUGACCUUCCCCAGCAGCGAUAUUGUCCCCCCGCUGCGCGGGAUCUUCUCAGUCAUCAAGUCUCACCACUUCUUUGCCAACAUUGACUGGCGCAAGCUUCUCCAGCGGAAGUACGAACCUAGCUUCCGACCAAAUGUGGUGGAUGCCCGUGAUACCGAAAACUUCGAUGUUGAAUUCACCAGAGAAGCACCCCAGGACUCAUAUGUCGAUGGCCCCGUCCUGUCGCAAACCAUGCAGCAACAGUUCGAGGGAUGGUCGUACAACCGACCCGUGGCUGGCCUCGGUGAUGCAGGCGGCAGUGUUAAAGAUCCGUCCUUCGGUAGCAUUCCGGAGUAAGGUCUCUCACCUUGUCAGAUUAGAUCGAGAAUGCCCGGUGCAAGUAAGAGAGAAUAGGAGGUUCAUAGAGACCAUUUCCCUUUUUAACUGCGUAUAUGCCUUUCAUUAACAUAUCGACCAAUCUUGAUCUUUUUCUUUUUCUUUCCCCCUUU
Messenger RNA from Penicillium crustosum, 2047 nucleotides. RefSeq names its product serine/threonine-protein kinase. Lineage: Eukaryota; Fungi; Ascomycota; Eurotiomycetes; Eurotiales; Aspergillaceae. The transcript has 7 exons. Gene Ontology annotation, biological process: protein phosphorylation. Bases 24 to 1895 code for a protein of 623 amino acids. The record is from RefSeq and is a predicted model, not a curated record. Gene Ontology annotation, molecular function: protein serine/threonine kinase activity; ATP binding.